Molecule: messenger RNA, 2601 nt
Organism: Melanotaenia boesemani (Boeseman's rainbowfish)
Lineage: Eukaryota; Metazoa; Chordata; Actinopteri; Atheriniformes; Melanotaeniidae
Gene: plcd1a
Product: phospholipase C, delta 1a
Exons: 15
Coding region: 78-2411 (777 amino acids)
Biological process (GO): phosphatidylinositol-mediated signaling; lipid metabolic process
Molecular function (GO): phosphatidylinositol-4,5-bisphosphate phospholipase C activity; calcium ion binding
Source: RefSeq, a predicted model, not a curated record
CGACACAUAGUUCACUUUAAACGUCGACUAGACAUAGUUUUUUUUUUUAAACAGAAAAUAAAAAGUUAGUCCGGAUAAUGUCUUGUUUACAGAAACGUCUUAAGAAGACAAACUCUGAGGAACAAGCUUUUCAGGAACACCUGAAAAAAGUUGCGCAGGAUAAUGGCACGCGCUUAGGUCUGAAAGGAGAUCCUGAUCUUCGGUUCCUGCAGGCUGGUGGGGAGCUGAUUAAGGUUUGUUCAAGCUCCUGGAAGAAGGGCCGCUUCUACAGGCUGCAGGAAGACUGCAGGACCUUUUGGUAUGACUCUAAGAAGACAUUCAAAGGAGACCAGACGUUUUCUAUUGAUGAUAUCGAAUCAGUGCGCAAGGGUCGUCAGUCUGAGGGACUUAAAAAGUAUACUGACCCCAGUGAUGAAGAGCAGUGCUUCUCCAUCUUCUUCAAAGGACACAAGAAGAAUCUUGAUCUGAUGGCGACUUCCGAGGAGUCGGCAAAUCGAUGGGUCUCCAGCCUGGAGAAGCACAUAAACAACAUGCGCAACCUCAACCACCAACAGAAGAGCGAGCAUUGGAUCAUCAGCUGUAUGCGCAAAGCAGACAAGAACCAUGACAACAUGAUGAAUCUAAAGGAGCUGAAGCACUUCCUCCGACAGAUCAAUAUUGAUGUGAAUGACACCUAUGCGGAACAACUUUUUAAGAAAUGUGAUACGUCAAAAUCAGGUACCCUGGAAGACGACGAGAUCAAGCAAUUCUAUGACCUACUGACAUACCGAGAGGAAAUAGAUGUGAUCUAUAGGAAGUAUGCUCAAACGGAGGGUCAGAUGAGCACCAGAGACUUCAUGAACUUCCUGCUGAAUGAGCAAAGAGAGCAGGUGACCAUCGAGCAUGCUCAAAAGCUGAUUGAGAAAUACGAGGUGGAUGGAACAGCAAUCAAGAAAAAGCACAUGACCAAAGAUGGCUUUCUGAUGUACCUGCAGCAUGAGGAUGAAUCCAUCUUCAACCCAGCACACAAAAAUGUGUAUCAGGACAUGAGCCAACCCCUCAAUCAUUAUUUUAUCUCCUCCUCUCAUAACACUUACCUGAUGGAAGACCAACUUAAAGGGCCAAGCAGCACAGAGGCUUACAUUAAAGCGCUGAUGAAGAGCUGCCGCUGCGUGGAGCUGGACUGUUGGGACGGAGCCAACGGUGAGCCUGUUAUUUAUCAUGGCUACACGCUCACAUCCAAAGUGCUCUUCAAAGAUGUCAUCAAAGCCAUCAAAGACUACGCCUUCAAAACAUCUGACUACCCAGUGAUUCUGUCCCUGGAGAACCACUGCACAGUGGACCAACAGAAGCUCAUGGCCCAUCACUUGAUCUCUAUCCUGGGGGAUGCUUUGGUCACAAAGCCCUUGGGCACCACCAUGCCCACUAACUUCCCCUCACCUGAGGAGCUGAAAGGGAAGAUCCUUAUCAAAGGAAAGCGACUGAACAAACUGGAUGCAGCCUUCACCAAUGACAAUAGCAUAGAGGAAGACAUAGUGUCUGAAGAGGACGAGGCUGCUGACUCUAAGGAGAACGAUCAAAAAGCUAAGUCAAAGAAAUCAAAGAUAAAACUUGCCAAAGAGCUGUCAGACAUGGUCAUCUACUGCAAGAGUGUCCACUUUAAUGGCUUUGAACAUGCCAGAGACAACCAGACCUUCUAUGAAAUGGCCUCUUUCAAGGAGAAUAAAGCACUCAACCUGGCUGAGACCUCAGCCACCGCCUACAUCCAUCACAACAUGGACAAACUCAGUCGGAUCUACCCUGCUGGCUCCAGAACAGACUCAUCCAACUAUAAUCCUGUGCCCAUGUGGAACGUUGGCUGUCAGAUCGUGGCAUUGAACUUCCAGACUCCUUCCAAGGAGAUGCAGCUAAAUCAGGGAAGGUUUUAUCCAAAUGGCUUUUGUGGUUACAUCCUGAAACCUGAAUUCCAAAGAAAUCCGUCUUCUCAGUUCAGUCCCAACAAUCUCACCAAUGGGCCCUGGCUAAAGCGGAAGAUCUUUAAUGUCAUGGUGAUCUCAGCUCAGCAGUUACCUAAACUCAACAAGGACAAAGAAAAAUCCAUCGUUGACCCUCUGGUGAGAGUGGAAAUCUAUGGGGUCCCACUCGACAAUGCCAGCAUGGAAACACACCACAUUGACAACAAUGGAUUCAACCCCACGUGGAAUGAGCACUUACAGUUUCAGAUUCAUGUUCCAGAGCUGGCAAUGGUGCGGUUUUUAGUGGAAGACUAUGACUCAUCAUCCCAGAAUGAUUUCAUUGGGCAAUACUGUCUGCCACUCACCAGUGUCCAGAAUGGAUAUCGCCAUGUUCCGCUGCUUACCAAGAGAGGCGACCUCAUCUCUUACGCUGGGCUGUUUGUGCAUCUCAUGCUCCUGGACGCUCCAGUAGAUUAAUGUGUGGGAAAACAGCCAUGCUUGGAGGAACUAUUUUGUCAUCAGCCAAAGAACAUCAGCUGCAUAUGGGGGUAUUUUUCUAUCUUUAAUCAAGAGCUUAAUUGUUUGCUUUGAGAGCAAGAUGUCUGGUUUUCAUGUUCAAAUAUCAUCUUGCUGUCUCUCAAAACUCUGCUCUCACACUCAGAAAGUC